Messenger RNA from Condylostylus longicornis, 1555 nucleotides. RefSeq names its product inactive peptidyl-prolyl cis-trans isomerase shutdown (gene shu). Gene Ontology annotation, molecular function: peptidyl-prolyl cis-trans isomerase activity; protein binding. The coding region runs from base 120 to 1460 and encodes 446 amino acids. Lineage: Eukaryota; Metazoa; Arthropoda; Insecta; Diptera; Dolichopodidae. The transcript is spliced from 3 exons. The record is from RefSeq and is a predicted model, not a curated record.
UUGAAGAGGGAGCAUGGGAAUUGGGAAUUUCAAAAAGUAAAUUAAAUUGCUUUCAGUUGAGUAUAUUUCAAAAAUCAUAUAUAAGAAAAUUGAAACGCUAAAAUAGUGUUAAUAUUAAGAUGCCUUCCUCAAAUGAUGUGGAUGGUGAAGUUUUAUCUGAACCUUUAUCAAUUGGGGACUUGUUAUCAACUGGGAAAGAGUUCGAGAUAAACUCAAGUGCUAGUAAUUAUGAUGGAUUCCGCUCUGACAUGUAUGACGACUUCGGGUUUGGCAGUUCGGACGAAGAAGGGCCCGAGGUCGAUCCUAAAUUAUUAAUAUCGCCUUGGCAAGAACCAUUCGAGAAGCUCAGGUCGACCAUGGUAAAAAUUAAUGACUUAAUUUUUAAAAGGGUUGUCUUGGAAGGUAAUAAAGAGUCCAAAAUAGUGCCGGAUAGAGCAAGAGUGUCCAUUCAAUAUACAUCAUAUGCCGAAGACUCUAGCAAAACUUUUGAUUCCACAUACUUACGAGGUAAGCCACAUACAUUUCAUACUGGGAAUCAUGAGGUUCUACCUGGAAUAGAAGAAGCAGUUAAAACAAUGAAACUUGAAGAAGAAUCCCAAUUUAUAAUAUCUUACAAAUUGUUAUAUGGUGAACUCGGCUGUCCUCCCAGAAUACCUCCAAAAAAAGAUUACUUGUUUGUUAUAAAAGUGUUAAGUUUUGAAGAAGUUGGUGAUUUAGAUGCAAUGAGGGAAGUUGCUGCUCAAGACAAAAAGAAAUUUAAAAUCGUUUUUCCAAAGGUGAGAGAAAUCCAUAAAAAAGGAAUUGAUUUCUUCAAAUUAAAUAAUUAUCAAGGUGCCUUGAAGGCCUUUCACAAGGCUGUUAAUUGUUUGAUAGUUUGUCGCUUGAAUGAUGAAAGCGAGCAAAAGGAAUACGAUGAAUUUAUGGUUAAACUUUAUACAAAUUUGGCAACAAUUUAUUCCAUUUUGGAUAAACCUGCUAAAGUGUGUUCUAUGUGUAAUGAAAUGAUUGCUAUUUCACCAAGAUUAUACAGAUCUAAUGCGAAAGCUUUAUAUCGUGAAGGUAAGGCAUUUUCUGAUUUAGGGGAAUAUGACCGAGCUCACAAUAAGUUAAUGGAAGCAAAACGACUUUGUCCAACAAAUGAAGAUAUAAUAUUAGAAUUAGAAAAACUCAAUACCCGUAAAACAGAGUACAUGAAACAAAAUCAGGAAAUUUGUGCAAGAGCAUUCGGUUUGUUAAACAUCAACAAAAAAAAGGAAACUGUGAGCGAAGAAGAUAUCUUUACUCAGGAUAUGAGGGAAACUUUAAAUGCUUUUAAAGAAGAUGAUAGUUUAAAGGAAAUUCAUUUGCCAGAUGGUUUGUCUGCACACGAAGUUGAAUGCGUUGAAAAAUUAGUUAUAGAAAUGGGAAUGAAACUAUCAACCGCGACUUUAACUAAAAAGAAGGUUAUUAUUAAAAUUUAGAACUUCACACGCAUAUUCUUAUUUUCAUUAUUGUUGAAUUUAUUCAUUAUUUCCAUUACAGUUAAAAAAUUAAAGAAUGAUUAUUUUUUUAUACU